CGACAGUACUGUGGUAUCCUCCGGGCUGCGUGUCACCCCCGUGUUGGCCUGCCCUGCCUGGCAGCACGACCGCAUCACGGCACGGCCUCCCCAAGCUCCCCUUCCCCCCACCUCCUCCCACCCGCGAUCUCCGCGCCGGCAGCUCGGCACAGCUCCACCACCCUCCUCCUCUCCGUCUCCGUGCUCCCUCGCCAAACCCACCCGCCCGGGAUCAAACCAAACCAAUCAUCAUCUGACUAGCCAACGCCGAAGCAGCUCCCUCCGUCCUCCCCAGAUCCGGCGCCGCCUCCGCCAUCACCACCGCACGGCGGACACGUCGCCUCCCCCGCGCGAUCUGAUGCAGGCGCACGCGGUGGCCAGCGGCGAUGCGGUGGAAGCUUAACUCCUCCGUCUACAAGCGCGUGCCGUCCAGGGAAACCGCCAUGGAACCCGACGUCGAGACGCCAAUGAGAAUGACGGACGGCGGCGGCGGAGGCGGAGGCGGUGGUGGCGCUGGGCCAUCGUGGCGCAUGUCCUUGCCGCAUGUCUGCGUCGCCACGCUCACAUCGUUCCUCUUCGGAUACCACUCCGGGGUGGUGAACGAGCCCUUGGAGAGCAUCUCCGCUGACCUUGGCUUCUCUGGCAACACGCUUGCUGAAGGGCUCGUGGUGAGUAUCUGCUUGGGAGGAGCUUUUGUUGGGUGCCUCUUCAGCGGCUCCAUCGCUGAUGGGAUUGGGCGACGCCGUGCGUUCCAGCUCAGUGCACUGCCUAUGAUCAUUGGUGCUGCCAUAAGUGCUCUCACCAAUAGUUUGGAGGGUAUGCUCUUCGGAAGAUUUUUGGUAGGAACAGGGAUGGGAUUGGGUCCACCAGUUGCUUCACUUUAUAUAACGGAGGUUUCUCCUCCUACAGUGAGGGGUACAUAUGGUAGCUUUGUUCAGAUUGCAACCUGCCUUGGAAUUAUAGUAUCACUCCUAAUUGGUACACCUGUCAAAGAUAUCGAUAGAUGGUGGAGAGUGUGUUUCUGGGUUGCCACUAUCCCAGCGACUUUACAAGCUCUUGGUAUGGAGUUUUGUGCUGAGAGCCCCCAGUGGCUCUAUAAGUGUGGAAGAAUAAGUGAAGCAGAGAUGCAAUUUGAAAAGCUCCUAGGCCCCCUUCAUGUAAAAUCUGCCAUGGCAGAACUUUCUAGAUCUGAAAGAGGAGAUGAUGGAGAAAGUGUGAAGUACUCAGAGCUGUUCUAUGGUCGCCACUUUAAUGUUGUUUUUAUUGGCACAACGCUCUUUGCUUUACAACAGUUAUCCGGCAUAAAUUCUGUGUUCUAUUUCUCAUCAACUGUGUUCAGAAGUGUGGGGGUGCCCUCUAACCUUGCCAACAUAUGCAUGGGGAUUUCAAAUCUAUCAGGAUCAAUUGUAGCAAUGCUUCUAAUGGACAAGCUAGGUAGAAAAGUGCUGCUUUCAGGGAGUUUCCUUGGGAUGGCUUUUGCAAUGGGGCUUCAGGCUGUUGGAGCAAACCGUCAGUCUCUUGGUUCUACAAGUGUAUAUCUUUCAGUUGGUGGCAUUCUGUUGUUUGUCUUGUCAUUUUCACUAGGAGCAGGCCCAGUCCCAGGACUUCUUUUGCCUGAGAUUUUCCCCAAUAAAAUCCGAGCUAAGGCUAUGGCUCUCUGCAUGUCUGUACAUUGGAUCGUGAACUUCUUUGUUAGUUUGCUGUUCUUGCGUCUUCUGGAGCAACUUGGUCCACAGCUUCUCUACACAAUAUUUUCGUCAGUCUGCGUGGUAGCCUCAAUAUUUGUGCGGCGCCAUGUGGUAGAAACAAAGGGAAAGACUUUACAAGAGAUAGAAGUUUCACUCCUGCAACCACAAUAAAGGCGGACUGCUCCUCAUUGCAGGUAUAUAUUUGACGUGACUGGAAUCUGGGGCUACACUGUUUGCUGAACACAAACAAGAUGGCCCUGCAGAAGCUGAUUCCUGAAGUCAUCUCUUGUGAACGGAAAUGCCCUACAAAUGGUCUCAGGGAAGUUCCAGAUAUGCGCCUGCGACUGCUAGGGCGUUUCCAUAGAUCAUCAUGUACUGAAGUUAUGCCUGUAUAGCCCGCCCUAGAUAGGAUACGUCCUACUUUUGUUGUCAUCUGUUCUAUCUAUAUACGUCUUAAUAUAUCAGUCAAAAAGGUACUACUGUUUGACCGUUGAUGAGCUCUGUUGAAACGAGGAACUAUCAUUUGUAUUACCUGUACCUCAGUAACAAUACUCGAAUAAUAACAGUAACACUGCACGGAGUCACGGAGAUGACCUUGUUAGACGGAAAA
Molecule: messenger RNA, 2277 nt
Organism: Sorghum bicolor (sorghum)
Lineage: Eukaryota; Viridiplantae; Streptophyta; Magnoliopsida; Poales; Poaceae
Product: probable plastidic glucose transporter 2
Exons: 15
Coding region: 366-1838 (490 amino acids)
Biological process (GO): monosaccharide transmembrane transport
Cellular component (GO): membrane
Molecular function (GO): hexose transmembrane transporter activity
Source: RefSeq, a predicted model, not a curated record